AUGGACACUGAGUCACACAUGUGCCAGCCUGAGCAACGCAAGUCAUCCCUGGUCCUGUUGCGUGAGCCGCGACGACGAUUGGGUGGCACCAGUUCCAAACGUGCUCCGAGCAGGCCAAGGCGACCCAGCGCGGAUGCAGCACCCAGAACGGACCAUCGCGCAGAGACGAGCGAUCACGGCAGUCACAGAGCCAGAGCCGUAGCCACACCAGUUCCGCAGGAGAGCAGCCGCUCGGGACGAGGUCAAGCAGAUGGGCCACUCCGAAGCGCCAUUCCCAGCCCGAUCCGCGUGACAGACGAGGAGGCUGUGUCUGUGCCUCCCGCAACGGUUCCCACAGAAGGCGGGCGGGAUGCGAAGGUUCAUCACGGCUCGACCUCUCUGGUGGACUUGAUCGACCGCGGCACCUACGGCAUGGGCCCCUCUGGGCGCCGAGCCCCUUCCCGGGCGCCCUCCGCGCGGCGCUCCGACUCCCUCCCCCCCGACCGCGCUCCGAGGGGCGAGUCACCACGGCGGGGGGCCUGGGACCAGGGCACCCGCGCCAGCCUGAAUCAGGCCGCCAGGGCAAGCCUGUCGAGCCGGCAGCUCCGUGCCAAGAGCGCCGUGGACGAAAGGAGGGGAAGGAAGAACGGAGGCGACGGAGAAGACGGAGAGGACCCUUGGGCCGCGUACUUCAACCCGGAGGUUCGGGCCUUGAAGGAGAAGGCGGCCACCGAGGCCACCCCCGUGUGGGGGAAGGUGCCCCUGAGACGCGACCGAAGUCAGAGGGCCAAAGUGGUCAGGGAGGCAUCUGCAGAGCUCACCACCGGGCACAUCCCGGUCCUCCGGGACGAGUCCAUCAACUGCCUGCUGGGAGGCCCCGAUGGGGUGGAGGGCCACUACGCCGACGGCACCUUCGGGCGCGGGGGGCACUCCACGGAGAUCUUGCGCCGCCUGUCGGAGUCGGGCCGGCUCUGGGCAUUCGACGUGGACCCGAACGCGGUGGCGGUGGGCAGGAAGCUCGAAGAGCUGGAUGGCCGCUUCUCGAUGAUCCACCGGCCCUUUGCAGACGUCCACGAGAGCCUCCCGGUUGGGCUGGAGUUGUCGGGGAUGCUUCUCGACAUCGGCUUCUCCUCACCGCAAGUUGACGAUGGGGGCCGUGGCUGGAGCUGCUAUCAGGAUGGGCCCCUGGACCUGCGCAUGAACUUCAAGGCAGGCAUACCUGCCUGGAAGUGGCUGCAGACCGCCACGCCCGCGGAGCUUGCGUGGGUCGUCUAUGAGAACGGCGAGGACGACGACCCGAUCCUGUGCCAGCGGAUCGCCGAGGCAGUGCUGGAGCGGCAGCGGCGCCUCGGCCCUUUCUCCUCCACUUUGGAGCUCUCCACGUGCAUCCAGGAGGUGAAAAAAGGCCUGGACGACCGCCGCCAGCACCCGGCCAAGCUGGCCUUCCAGGGCAUCCGCAACUUCAUCAACCAGGAGAUGCAGCAGCUGGCGGAUGCCAUGGAGGCGCAGUUCCGGCGGCUGAAGUACGGGGGCCGUGCCAUCGUGAUCACCUUCAAGCCACGGGAGGAGCAGGUGUUGGAGAACUGGCUCAGGCACAACGAGGACGGUUGGGCGAGCCCGUUGGCAUCGCAGGUGUCGCCGGACCGCCUGGGCGAGCUCUUCCCCUUGCUCUCCAGUGUGCAGCCAUUUGCCGCACGGCGGCUCAUGGCGCCCAUCCGUCCUUCACCUGAGGAAGUGCGGCGCAACUCGCGUUCCCGAUCUGCCAUGGUUCACACCUUCAUCAAGGUACCCACUGCCGAGGUGUGA
Messenger RNA from Symbiodinium natans, 1785 nucleotides. NCBI's taxonomy places the organism in Eukaryota, Dinophyceae, Suessiales, Symbiodiniaceae. The record is from the annotation of a GenBank genome assembly.